Messenger RNA from Pseudopipra pipra, 1098 nucleotides. RefSeq names its product T-cell surface glycoprotein CD1b-3-like. Gene Ontology annotation, biological process: antigen processing and presentation, endogenous lipid antigen via MHC class Ib; immune response; positive regulation of T cell mediated cytotoxicity. The transcript has 4 exons. Bases 1 to 1098 code for a protein of 365 amino acids. Gene Ontology annotation, cellular component: external side of plasma membrane. The record is from RefSeq and is a predicted model, not a curated record. Lineage: Eukaryota; Metazoa; Chordata; Aves; Passeriformes; Pipridae. Gene Ontology annotation, molecular function: exogenous lipid antigen binding; lipopeptide binding; endogenous lipid antigen binding.
AUGGGCAACCCUGCAGGAUCUCUGCAACCUCAAGGACCUGGCCCUCAGCCCCUCCACUUUCCCUGUCCCUCUCCUCCCUGCCAACCCCUGUCUCAUGUAGGGACCUUCACUAUCCGGCUGCUUCACACCUUUACCUUCCAAAACACCUCCUUUGUGGACGUAGAGGGGUUAGGCCUGCUGGAAGACAUCCAACUUGGGUCUCUUGAUAAGCACACCUGGGACAUCCACUUCUCCCAGCCCUGGGUGCAUCCAGCCCUGCCCCGCAGUCAGUGGGACACCAUUGACAACAUGCUCAAGAUCGAUUUUCAUAAUUUCAUCCACCUGAGCAAUGAAAUGGCCAUACAGAAGGAUGUGCCCUACCCCUUUGUGGCUCAGUCCAUGGCAGGCUGCAAGCUCUACCCCAACAGGACCUCUCAGAUAUUCGCCUAUGUGGGCUACAAUGGGCAGGACUUCCUCAGCUUCAACACAGACAGUGCCACCUGGACCCUCUCCCAGGACACCAACCUGGCACGGUACGCCAGGGAUGUCAUCCAGAACACCACCCUCGCUGAGGCAGUGGAGGGCAUCUUCAACGAUACCUGCGUCAGUGCCCUGGAGAUGUUCCUGAGUUACGGGAGGGCAGCUCUGGAGAGACAAGAGCUGCCCGUGGCCACGGUCUUUGCCCGCACGCCCAGCCCACACCAGCUGCUGCUGGUUUGCCAUGUCACCGCCUUCUACCCCCGGCCCAUCAGCGUGGCCUGGCUGAGGGAUGGCCACGAGGUGCCUCCGGGCCCGCAGCUCAACACCAGCCCCGUCCUGCCCAACGCUGACCUCACCUACCAGCUCUCCAGCGUCCUGGCCGUGGCCCCCCAGGACGGGCACAGCUACGCCUGCCGCGUGCGCCACCGCAGCCUGGGCACCCGCAGCCUCCUCGUCCCCUGGGGUAGGUGCCACCCGGGGGCACGGCAAGGGGCGCCCCAGCCGCCCACCCGCUGCCAUGGAGCAAAGCCCGGCAAGCUCAUGGCAGCCCCUCCUUCUAUUGCCCAGGCAACUCACAGCUGCUGCUCAUCACAGGGCUCGUGGCCGGGCUGCUGGGAGCCGUGGCUCUUGCUGCCCUGA